CCCACGUGGUUUUCACUUUAAUUCUCCUGAAGCCCCGCCCUUGGUCCUCCUUUUCCAGGUAUCCCAUCCGUCUGUCCAGUUUUCUGCCCGUCCAUCUGUCUCUCCUCCAAGUUCAGUCUCUCUUGUUCACAUAUCUCUCUCUCUUGGGCUCCUCUCAUCCACAGGCUUGCUCAUCCCUCUACUCACACAGUCACCCCUCCCCUCACUCUCAUGUAUGCUUCACCUGUGAAUGGUGGUCCUGGGACAGCCACUGCUGGAGCCCGGGUGAGCCUGGGGGCUCCUCCCACUCUGUCCCUCCCUGAUGACAGCCCUCGCCACAGCUCCCGAGCCGGCCACCACGUCCCUGCAUACUUCAUCAUCACCUGUGCCACCAGAAGCCACCACAGCUUUGGGGCACAACCUGAAGUCCCUCACAGUCACCUUCCCCAUCUCCACCCUCAAGUAUUCAUCAGACAGGAGCAACGGCUCAGCCACGUUCAACUCCACUGAGAGGGUCCUGCAGAGCCUGGGGAGACCCUGGUCCCAGCAGCUCCUGGCCUGAAAAGGAUGGGGAAGCCAGCAGUGUGGACGCUGUCUGCACCUACCAUCCUGACCCCGUGGGCCAC
Messenger RNA from Diceros bicornis minor, 605 nucleotides. Its product is annotated as mucin-16-like. The transcript is spliced from 3 exons. NCBI's taxonomy places the organism in Eukaryota, Metazoa, Chordata, Mammalia, Perissodactyla, Rhinocerotidae. The record is from RefSeq and is a predicted model, not a curated record. Bases 302 to 541 code for a protein of 79 amino acids.